UGGGAUAGUAGUAUCUUGGUGAUCCGGUGGAGGGUCUCCUGUGCCGGCAAUCAUCAUGGAUGACUAUCCCAUUUGGGGCCUGUUGGCCCUCUCUGUCUUGUGGGGCCCACUGUUCAGGUUCAUAUUCCCACUGGGGUUCGGACGCGUGUGUACAUCCUGCAUGAUGAUGCGAUCAGGAGCAGUGAAGCCAGGGCCCACACCUACUGAGCAGGCAGAGAUUGACCGCCGGCAAGCAGAAAAGAAGAAAGAAAGAGAAGAAAGAAAGAAGAAGAAAGAAGAAGAGUUAAAGAAAAAAUCCCAGUUAGAAGAAGAGGAGAUGAAGAGGAAGUUAAAGGAAAAGUGGGAACAGGAAAUAAAGGAUGAAUUGCAGACUAUUGAGGAAGAAGAAGAAGCCUCUGAAGAAGGGGGAGAGAGACUUAUCAGGCGGCGUGCAGAAAGUGGCGAGACAAGUGAGGUCCGGGGAGAAGUAUUUGUCAAGCCAUUGGACUGGUAUGACCAGUAUUCUUAUUCCAGUGACAAGUUAGAAGAGACAGAAGAAGAACGAGACACAUUCAUAGCAAGGCUAGCACUAGUAACAGAUCAAAGGAAGAKARAACUGAYGCUGGAARAAAAACKCACUGAACUACAUAGCAAGAUGCUAGCGACAAAGCGCAAAGAGCUUGAUGAUAGAAAGAAGUUGCAAGCAGAGGGGGCGAGGUUACACAGCGAGCUGCAGGCACAAAAGGAAAAACAAGCGGCUACUGAAGAAAAACUCGCCCUCCUAACUGAAACAGUUCUCCAUACGAAACAGGAAGUUGCUGCAAUCAAUAGGACCUUGCAGAAAGUUGAAACAAAUCAACUGGAAUUUGAAAAUGUAUGGAACACUUUUUUACAGAAGUCCGCCAAGGACGUAGAUCUGCACAUUCAGUCCUAUAUCAACAAACUGGAUGAUCAUCUCACUCAAACCUUUACUCCAGUCGUGAUUGAGAGAAUAGUGCAGGGCAGCGGCGGAGGAGGAGGUGGUGACGGAGAUGGAGAUAAGAAAGGAAGGGGAAGACAGCGAGAAGAAGGAGUUGGGACCAGCAACAAAAUUAAAGUUAAAAUUCCAUGGACGUACACCGGCAAAAGAACAGAAAGCGUGUUGCAUUGGAUGGCGGCUGUAGAGUCUUAUGUCUACGGACAACGGAUUCCCUAUUGGGAUAGGGUCUUGAUGGCCACUUCGUGCAUGGCCGGUGACGCGAUGAGUUUUGCCAUCUCGUUACAAAAGGAAGCAGGAUGUAGUUCGAUGGUAGAGUUUUCCCACCAAACCCACAUUGAAGACUUUCUCAAAGUCGUCAGGGAGAGGUUCGAAGAUAAGAAUCUUGCCCGAAGAACAGAAAUGUUAAUCUUGAACCUUCCUGACAGGAAGUGGAAAAGCACGUCGGCACUAAAAGCUACCAUGGAUGAGUUGUUACAAUUUGGCUUUAUACUGUACCGGACACAGCUAUCUGCAGCGAUGGACAAUGGCAAGAUUCUCAUAGAGAUUGGUCGGGUUCAUGACAGGGCACAGGUCUAUGUGGAGCCUGUAAAGAAUGGCGGCGAUCACAGGGGAAUCGUAGAACCACUCCUGGUGAAUGGGAACAGAAGCAUGGAACUUUGUCAGAAGCGACGUCUGGUCCUUGGGACAAUCCAAAGACCAGAGAAAGAAGUGACUCUGUUUGUUCCGCUGAAUGUCCCACAGUAUUCAGAUGGUUUGAUUCUGAACAUCCUGGUGGAGAAUCAAGGGCGAAUCAACUACGGCUAUCCGGACAUGUAUGACAAAAAGGGUCUCUUGGGAGGAGUAGCGAUAAACAAGACUCUCAUUGAUGACUGGACUAUAUAUAGACUUCCUCUGGAGAAUGUCACAAGUGCAUCCUUGGAUGAAGCCAGAUGCUCAGCAGGGCACCUGGAUGGUAAAGUUGGUGAUAGAAUGUGUGAGCAGGAGCGCAAGUCUCAUUUCAAUUUGGAGCAAUGCAUAACUGGUCAAGUUGCGGGGCCAACCUUCUACAGUGCGAGUUUCAUCAUCUCCGACAAACCUAAAGACACAUACUUGGCAUUGCGCAGUUGGAGUAAAGGUGUUGCUUAUAUCAAUGGAUUCAAUCUUGGUCGAUAUUGGCCUACUGCAGGCCCACAGUGCAACCUUUACAUUCCGUCCCCUGUUCUGAAAACUGGCAAAAAUGAUCUUGUAAUCUUUGAGCUAGAUAUAGCACCAAAAGAGCUGGUGGUGGAGUUUACAGACGAACCAGACUUUACUUGCGGCCAUCGAAGUCUGCUUAGAGCUAAAGCUAGAGAAUCUAGCGACCAGACUGCAGAUGUGACCAUUUGAUGCCGAAAGCCUCGUUUUCUCUCUUCGAUAGUGAUUGUACUAUAUUUGCUCUGAAGAACUUAACAGAGUUCAUACACAUCUAGUUCUUGAUUGAACCAUUUUUCAAUCUGAUAAUAUCUGAUGGCAUUUUUUGAAUUUGUAUUUUACUUCAUCUCUCCUCACUUUUUUAUCCGAGUCCAUAAUUUUCAACCGGACAAUGAUGAUAUUUAUGUUACAAGGUAGUUUAAGUUAACCAAGAGUUGUGAACUGAAUCAGUCACUGCUGGGGGCUUUGUACUUCCAGCCAGCGAUGGUUUGAACUUCAAGGCUCUAUUCAAACCAUCCAUCAUUUGUGGGGGUUGACAACUUUAUGUUUGUCACUUUGACAGUGGUCGAACGUGGUGCUCUUGGUAUACAUAGGAGUCAGCACCUCAUGUUAUCUUUUUGGCGUACGUUCGGUUGUGGCGCAAACAAGUUUGGAAAGGGCAACGAAAUCACACACGGGGAACAAACUCGCACGCCAAGUUUGGAAGGGAAACAAAAGCAUUUUUACCCA
This is a messenger RNA of Chara braunii, 2857 nucleotides long. NCBI's taxonomy places the organism in Eukaryota, Viridiplantae, Streptophyta, Charophyceae, Charales, Characeae. The record is from the annotation of a GenBank genome assembly.